Drosophila obscura is the source of this 1286-nucleotide messenger RNA. It is a transcript of the gene e(r), whose product is annotated as protein enhancer of rudimentary. The transcript has 3 exons. The coding region runs from base 253 to 567 and encodes 104 amino acids. Lineage: Eukaryota; Metazoa; Arthropoda; Insecta; Diptera; Drosophilidae. The record is from RefSeq and is a predicted model, not a curated record.
AUCCCUAAGAAGCUGGCCACAAAAAAAAACUAAAAAACCAAGCAAGCGUGAGCCGAACGCAAAAAUUGACGUGAAAAAGCCGGCAUAAAUCAUUUUUAGUUCUGCCCCCAGCAAAGUCAGCAUCGGGCAGAAGCCUCAUUUGUUGGUGGGUCAACGUAACAGCACAGCAAGCCGUAGGCGUGUGGGCAAAAGUCUCGGAAUAAACUCAACAACAGGGAGACAACAAACAGAAAAAAAAAAAAGACUUCAACGAUGUCUCACACCAUACUGCUGGUGCAGCCGGGCGCACGCCCAGAGACCCGUACCUACUGCGAUUAUGAGAGCGUCAACGAGUGCAUGGAGGGUGUGUGCAAGAUCUACGAGGAGCAUCUGAAGCGCCGCAAUCCAAACACACCGACCAUCACCUACGACAUUAGCCAGCUGUUCGACUUCAUCGACACACUGAUGGACAUCAGCUGCAUGGUGUACCAGAAGAGCACCAAUACCUAUGCCCCCUACAACAAGGAGUGGAUCAAGGAGAAGAUCUAUGUGCUGCUCCGUCAGGCGGCAUUCAGUCCGAAUGCCUAAAACGCAUCCACGGUACGGUGGUUUUGAAGGGCCACACGGGGGGUAAUAAACCAACCAAAAAAUCAACACACGCGGGAAACAAUAGCCCAAAAACAAAAAAAACAAAAAAGAGAUACAGAUAUACACAAAACGGCCAAAAUGUGGCCCACAAUAAGAAGAGGUACAGAUACAAAAAAAAUGCGUACACAAUUUAAACGCAAUUCGAUAAAAAAAAAAACACUAAACGCAAUUCGAAAAAAAAACACUAAACGCAAUUCGAAAAAAAAACACUAAACGCAAUUCGACACAAUUUUUAAACGCAAUUCGAUACAAUUUUUAAACGCAAUUCGACACAAUUUUUAAACGCAAUUCGAUAAACUAUUUAAACGCAAUUCGACUACAAACAAACAAAAAUGCAAUUUCUGUGGAAUGAUUCCAUGAAAGUGCAACAACACGAUUCCGGACACUGGAUUCCGGCAGCUGCAUCCGAGAAUCGUGUUUUGAUCCUGAGAAAAGGACACUUUGAUUAUAACACACACACACACACACAAAAAUAUAUUAUAGAGAUAUAUUUUUUCCUUCUAUCUAAGGUUUACAAUACACAAAAAAAAAAACACUCAAAAAAAAAAAAAAAAAAAAAAACCAAUUGUGCUCCCGCAUCCCAAAAGUGGGGUAAACUAGAGAGAAUUGUAAAACUUAGAAAUGGAAUCCUUACUUUACAACAACUAAUAUAAUGUAUA